UUCUUCGCCCGAUACCCCGACUUCAAAUAUCAGAAGGGUGCUUCGCUCCCACUCGAAUUCCGGCGGCUUGGAGAGGAGUCGGAUUGGAAGAAGCAGCAAGAGAAAGAGGCCAAGCGCCACUUACGAGACGCGAUGGUGAAACAAUUCAACACCACUUAUGGGCGCGACGCAUCAAACCUGGCAUCGUGGCAGCUCUUGUGCAGCAUGAUCAGUGACGAGCCCCCUCCCAAUACCGUGAAUAAAUGUCGAAAGAUCAUUGAUAGCACGCACGUCAACUUGGUCGAUUUCAUCGACGGGCUACCCGGCCCAUUCAAAGUGCGAACGUUUCCGUCGGUCGGCGACCUCGCUAAAUACACCCAUGCCAACGAAAAGUACUUCCCAAAGGAGAACGCUCAUGCCGGAAGCCUGCUCAAACAGCUGCUUCGCAAGAUUGGCAGGCGACAGUGA
This is a messenger RNA of Epithele typhae, 447 nucleotides long. RefSeq lists its product as uncharacterized. The transcript is spliced from 2 exons. The annotation marks the transcript as partial. Lineage: Eukaryota; Fungi; Basidiomycota; Agaricomycetes; Polyporales; Epitheliaceae. The record is from RefSeq and is a predicted model, not a curated record.